Trypanosoma grayi is the source of this 951-nucleotide messenger RNA. RefSeq names its product putative N-acetyltransferase. Gene Ontology annotation, biological process: protein acetylation. The record is from RefSeq and is a predicted model, not a curated record. Gene Ontology annotation, molecular function: N-acetyltransferase activity. NCBI's taxonomy places the organism in Eukaryota, Euglenozoa, Kinetoplastea, Trypanosomatida, Trypanosomatidae. Bases 1 to 951 code for a protein of 316 amino acids. The transcript has a single exon.
AUGAACAAUGAGCAUGUUCUGGUCUGCGGCAGUCGCUUGCGGUUGGUGCCGUUCCUGGCGCAACACGUCCCACGCUACCACCAGUGGAUGUGUGACCCCGAACUGCUGCAAUUCACCGCGAGCGAGCCGCUCACACUGGAGGAGGAGUAUGAGAACCAGCGCGAAUGGCUAUGUGCAGAGGACAAGCUGACGUUCAUACUCCUCGCACCCCUUACUAUGAUUCUGGACAAGCAAACGAUUGAAGAGGUGUUGGCGGAUUCAUCUGAAAAAGAUGUGGACGAAAGCAUUUCCUUUCUAUGUGAUGACGGUGACGAUGAUGUCGGCGGGGAUAAGAUUGAUGAUGCGGAUGGUGUUGAACAAAAGGUCGACGAGGGAGAAGAGAAAUGCAGUGGCAGCCUUGCACUCCAAAGGGGGCACAUAUGCACACCGCGGUUAGCGCUAUGCCCGACGUCGUCGGGCAGCCCCUACAGUCCCGGCUCACUCCACCGCGAAGAGGAGCAUCGCAUCAACACGACGUACGUGAUGGUUGGCGACUGCAAUCUCUUUCGCCUCGGCAGCAGCGAGGCGGAGGGCGCAUCGUCGGAAGAGGGUCGCUGUUUUGAGGUGGAGGUGAUGAUCGCCGAUCGCGCGUUUCGGCGGCAUGGCAUCGGGGAAGAGGCAGUGCGGCUGCUGAUGAGCUACGCCAUGGACAGGUUGGGGGCCUCAUGCUUUAUUGCAAAAAUUAUAGCGACGAACACGCCCAGCAUUCAGCUGUUCACCACAAAACUCGGCUUCUGUGUGCUGAAGGAGGUGUCGGUGUUUAACGAGGUGCAUUACUGCAGGCGCUUCGAUGGCGCGGCGGAGAUGGGCGCCUGGAGGAGCGCCGCCAACUACAGAGUCGGCGUCUACGAUGACGCUGUCGAGCAGGAGAUGAUCGUCCUCCAUUCGCUGCCGAAUACAGAUGCCGCGUAA